Necator americanus (New World hookworm) is the source of this 420-nucleotide messenger RNA. RefSeq lists its product as uncharacterized. Bases 1 to 420 code for a protein of 139 amino acids. The transcript is spliced from 4 exons. NCBI's taxonomy places the organism in Eukaryota, Metazoa, Nematoda, Chromadorea, Rhabditida, Ancylostomatidae. The record is from RefSeq and is a predicted model, not a curated record.
AUGCACAAUUUCUUCGUUGACGCUCCCAGCCGUUAUGGUGACUUCAUUUUUCCCAUUCUCAGGCGGUGUUUCGAGUUUUGGGGAACUAUGGCUGCAGCUGAAGCGCCGUCAGUGGAUCCUACAGCGUCAGCGGAAAAGAAUCAACCGAAUGAAAACAAAGCACCAGCCGUAGAAGAAGCGGAAAAGAAUCAACCGAAUGAAAACAAAGCACCAACAGUAGAAGGAGCGGAAACGGCGGACGUGGGGGCAGAGCAACAGGGAGAAGCGCAACCAACCGCGCAACCUUCAGCGAUCACUCCACAAAAAGCAUUCUUCUACAUGGCUCUUACUAUCGUCGUUCUUACCAUAGUAACAACAGCAAUAGUGUUACUUCAUCUGAAUGGAACAUUGAAAUUUAUCUCAGCAUUAGCUGAAUACUGA